Messenger RNA from Halteromyces radiatus, 940 nucleotides. Its product is annotated as 40S ribosomal protein S6-B. The record is from RefSeq and is a predicted model, not a curated record. Gene Ontology annotation, molecular function: structural constituent of ribosome. Bases 129 to 761 code for a protein of 210 amino acids. Gene Ontology annotation, biological process: translation. Lineage: Eukaryota; Fungi; Mucoromycota; Mucoromycetes; Mucorales; Cunninghamellaceae. Gene Ontology annotation, cellular component: ribosome. The transcript has a single exon.
UCGCUACAACCUUGAUAUAUCACCCUAUUACGAACAACUGAUCAUUGAAUAUAUAUAUAUAUAUAUACUGACGUUGAUUGAUCUUUUUUUUUUCUCUCUCUCUUAGUCGUGGUUUCUACGAUAAGCGUAUGUCUCAAGAAGUAUCUGGUGAUGCUCUUGGUGAUGAAUUCAAGGGUUACGUCUUCCGUAUCUCUGGUGGUAAUGACAAGCAAGGUUUCCCCAUGAAGCAAGGUGUUUUGUUGCCUCAUCGUGUCCGUUUGUUGUUGUCCAAGGGUCACUCUUGUUACCGUCCUCGUCGUACUGGUGAACGCAAGAGAAAGUCUGUCCGUGGUUGUAUUGUUUCUUCUGACUUGUCUGUCCUCUCCCUCGUGGUUGUCAAGCAAGGUGAACAAGAUAUUCCUGGUUUGACUGAUACUGCCGUUCCCAAGCGUCUUGGUCCCAAGCGUGCAUCCAAGAUCCGUAAGUUCUUCAACUUGUCUUAUGCUGAUGAUGUUCGCAAGUAUGUGAUCCGUCGUGAAAUCCAACCCAAGAACCCUGAAAAGAAGCCUUUCACCAAGGCUCCCAAGAUUCAACGUUUGGUCACUCCUGCUACUUUGCAACGUAAGCGUCAUCGUCGUGCCAUCAAGCGUAGACGAUGUGAAGCCUCCAAGGAAGCCGAAGCCGAAUACAAGCAAUUGCUCGCCAAGCGUGUCAAGGAAACCAAGGAAAAGAAGUUGGAACGCCGCCGUACUUCCUCCAUGCAAAAGUCUGCUUCUGCUUAAAUCAACAACAACAACAACAACAUAUAGUAUCUCUUUUUUAUCAUUAGUGUUUUGUUAUCAUAUUUGUUUUUUAUUCAAUAAAAACUUUUUCUUUAUUAUUAUCUCAAAUGGACAUCACAGAUCGCUUUUCUCCUAUCUAGGCUAGAAAGCAUAUAAUAGGUAGAUUUACCUUUUUUUUU